AUGUUAAGAAAGAAUCGCAAGAAAUAAAAUAUUGCAGUUUGUUGUUUUGUUUAUUAUUAUUGUUAUCAAUAUUGUAAUUUGAUUUAUUGCCUUUUUUUUUUUGUUUGGGUAUUUUUUUAUAUUUUAAUUUAUUAUUACUUUUAAAACUCAAGUAUCAAAAAAUUCAUCUAAACCUUACUAUACAUUCCUGUUAUGCUCUUCCCAUUUCAUGUAAAAAGUAAUAUAUUUAAAAUUAAUUAAUGCAAAUCAUUAUUUGAUGGGUAAACAAAUCACCUAUCUAUUUCUCUCACUCUUUCUCGUUUGUUUGUUUUGUUUUGUUUUAUUGAUUGCUUGUUUGUUUGUUUAUUUAUUUAUUUUGCUUGUUUCAUAUCACAUUUAAUCAAAAUUUAUUCGAUUUCCUCACAAUAUUAAUAUUUAAUUUUUAAUUUAGUUUGA
This is a messenger RNA of Tetrahymena thermophila SB210, 435 nucleotides long. RefSeq names its product transmembrane protein, putative. The record is from RefSeq and is a predicted model, not a curated record. The transcript has a single exon. NCBI's taxonomy places the organism in Eukaryota, Ciliophora, Oligohymenophorea, Hymenostomatida, Tetrahymenidae.